AUUUUAAUUUUUUUUAUUUUUAAAAAAAUAUAUAUAUAAUUAUAUCUUUUAUUGAUGUAUCCAGCCUCUCUUCCUCGUCGCCACUCUCAGUCCUUUGCGGUUACGACUUCCAUGGCUGGUACGCUCACUCACCCUCAUCAACGUACUCGGUCUCACUCAACCUCUCUGCCUUGUCGUCCCGUCCUCGCCUCUCACCUAAUAGCCAGUGUCAACUCGAAGAUUAAGGAGAUUGAGGAUGCGGAUACUACAGGAUUCCUUCGCUAUAUGGACGACCAGGUCACUGAGACCUGGGAUACAGCAAAGGCAGCUCUAGUUGGAGCACAUCGAUUACUUCAAUUUCAUGAAUUACCUGCAGAGUGGCAGGAGAACGAAUAUGUUCAUUCAGGGUAUCGAUUCUAUCAAAGUAGUAGAGCUUGCUUGAGGUCAAUUUUUAUGAUCCAUAAUGAAACGAUGAAUAUCUGGAGUCAUUUAUUAGGCUUUAUCUUCUUUGCAUGCCUAAGUGUCUAUGGUUUCCAUAGCCAUUUCCCGGGUGCUUCAUUUAAUGACCGGACAAUCUUUAUGACAUUUUGUCUGUCUGCCCUGAAAUGCCUUUUUUGCUCUUCGAUCUAUCACACUUUUAUUUGCCACUCUCGUCACACAGUCAAAUCAUUCACAGCCACACUCGACUACAUGGGGAUUGCCUUUUUGAUCACGGCUUCGGUCCUGGUAACCGAAUAUUAUGGUUUCUAUUGCAAGCCGUCCAUCCAAGCACGCUACAUGGUUUUUACGAGCAUUGUUGGUUCUAUUGGUAUCUUUACUCCAUUCCUCAAAUGCUGGGAUACCCGAGAGUACCGUCCGUUGCGCAUUGCCGUCUUUCUGUCCAUGGCUAUCUCGAGCAGUGUGCCGGUGUUUCAUCUCUUUUUGAUGAACGGCUUUGGCCCAACAUGGUCAUUCCUUAAGCUGGCUGCAGUUAGUGUGGCCAUGUAUGUAUUUGGAGUCUGUAUCUAUGUCAACCGUUUUCCAGAAAAAAUGUACCCUGGUCGAUUUGAUUUUGCGGGUAUGACAAGCCAUGCUAUUUGGCACAUCUUUGUUUGCCUUGGUAUCUUUUUCCAUUACCUAGCCUCGCUUAAUUUCUAUGCCAACCGAUACACCUAUGGAUGCCUACUCAAGGGCGCCUAAUUUAUUUUAUAUUCAUCUCAUUUCUCACUAUCGCUCUAUCUAUCUAUCUAUCUAUCUAUCAACCAAUCAAUCAAUCAAUUUUUUCUUUAUUUCUUAUCGCAUUGCAUCACAUCCCCCUUACAAACAAACAGAUAAAUUCUUUAUUUUUCUUUAUAUAUAUAUAUAUAUUUAUAUUUAUAUAAAUCUUUGACCUUCACUUCACUACCCUCCUACCUCUUUAUCCUCAUCACCCUCUUUUAUAUUAUAUUAUAUUAUAUUAUACAUAUAUAUAUGUAUAUAUCUUGCAC
Messenger RNA from Phycomyces blakesleeanus NRRL 1555(-), 1445 nucleotides. RefSeq lists its product as hypothetical. The record is from RefSeq and is a predicted model, not a curated record. Gene Ontology annotation, cellular component: membrane. Gene Ontology annotation, molecular function: signaling receptor activity. The transcript has 5 exons. Lineage: Eukaryota; Fungi; Mucoromycota; Mucoromycetes; Mucorales; Phycomycetaceae. The coding region runs from base 55 to 1158 and encodes 367 amino acids.